Messenger RNA from Arabidopsis arenosa, 916 nucleotides. NCBI's taxonomy places the organism in Eukaryota, Viridiplantae, Streptophyta, Magnoliopsida, Brassicales, Brassicaceae. The record is from the annotation of a GenBank genome assembly.
AUCUAAUCUUUUUACAAAACACACAUUACUAUUUUAUUCGCAAUGCUUGGACCGAUGAUAUAGAAGUUCUUCGUAGGAUGUCCUUACCAUGAGACAGCAAAGAAGAACGAGAGGAACGUGUGUUGUCUUGAUUGUUGCACCAGUCUCUGUCCUCACUGUGUACCCUCUCAUAGAUUUCAUAGACUCCUUCAAGUUCGCCGUUAUGUGUAUCACGAUGUUGUUCGGCUUGAAGAUCUUCAAAAACUCAUCGACUGCUCUAACGUUCAAGCUUAUACAAUAAAUAGUGCAAAAGUGGUUUUCAUCAAGAAGAGACCACAAAAUAGACAAUUCAAAGGAGCUGGCAACUAUUGCACUUCUUGUGACCGAAGUCUUCAAGAACCUUAUAUCCAUUGCUCCUUGGGUUGUAAGGUGGACUUUGUGAUGAAACGUUACAGGGACUUAACCCCAUUCCUAAAGCCAUGUCACACUCUUACCCUAGGUCCUGACUACAUCAUCCCACAAGACUUACUGACAGAUGAUGAAGUGGCGGCCUACGAGACUCCUCGAUCAACUGUGGUAGACGGUGAUGAGUCCAUGAGCUGGUCCUCGGCUUCCUCGGAUAACAACAAUACGGGUGCGGCUGCUGCUUAUGCCGCGACCACAACCCAUGUCGUGAGGAAAAAGCGGACCGGUUUUUGCCUUUGCGCCAAAUCGGCUAAUAGUUAUAAAGAAGUUUCGGAGGAUCCUGACGAUAUUUCUACUUGCAUCAAUCGGCGAAAAGGCGUUCCUCAACGAUCUCCUCUCUGUUAACGUACUCUUUUAUUUUUUGUUUUUGUUUUUUAAUCUUCUUAAUUAGUUUCUUUGCACCAUAUAGUCUUAUAUGUUACAUGUAUGGAUUCUUGUCGUGCGGUCUCUCUAAUAAAGUUUAUAAUCAGUU